Messenger RNA from Cyprinus carpio (common carp), 5280 nucleotides. RefSeq names its product kinesin family member 5C (gene kif5c). Lineage: Eukaryota; Metazoa; Chordata; Actinopteri; Cypriniformes; Cyprinidae. The record is from RefSeq and is a predicted model, not a curated record. Gene Ontology annotation, biological process: microtubule-based movement. Gene Ontology annotation, molecular function: ATP binding; microtubule motor activity; microtubule binding.
GCUGGAACUGUCCAGUGCUGAUGCUCUUCAAAGGUGCACUCGGCUUUAGCUCCUAACAGCUGCAGCCAACGACAACAAAAUUACACUAAUUUUAAAAGAUUAUGCGAUAUGUUACGUGCUAUUUAAAACGGUGCCCAGGAGUUUAAUUUAUCUGGGGUUUUGUUUUCAGUUUCAUAUCUUCUUUCUUCUAACCAAUGGGAACGGAUCGUACUGGCUGAACGUUCGGCUGGCAAGCGUCGAGACAUUUUGAUUGUUUGAUUGAUGCAUUCCUCUGCAGACUGCGGGGUGCAUGACCAGAUCUGCUGACCGGAGAGAAAGUUUCCUUGGAUAAAAUCAUACACGAUGGUGGAUGCGGCUGAAUGUUGUGUAAAGGUGAUGUGCCGAUUCAGGCCACUUAACGAAUCGGAAAUCACUAGAGGUGACAAAUACAUACCGAAAUUCAAAAGAGAAGACACCGUGGUGAUAUCGGGCAAGCCGUAUAUCUUUGACCGAGUCUUUCCUCCGAACACAACACAGGAACAAGUUUAUGAUACCUGUGCCAAACAGAUUGUUAAAGAUGUGCUGGAUGGAUAUAAUGGGACAAUCUUUGCAUAUGGGCAAACCUCAUCAGGGAAGACACACACUAUGGAGGGACAGCUCCAUAACUCACAGCUGAAGGGCAUCAUCCCUCGCAUCGCCCAGGACAUCUUUGACCACAUCUACUCUAUGGAUGAGAACCUGGAGUUCCAUAUCAAGGUCUCUUAUUUUGAAAUCUACCUGGACAAAAUCAGAGACUUGCUUGAUGUUUCCAAAACCAACCUGGCUGUCCAUGAGGAUAAGAACAGGGUGCCAUUUGUCAAGGGUUGUACAGAGCGUUUUGUGUCCAGUCCAGAGGAUGUCAUGGAUGUGAUUGAUGAGGGUAAAUCCAAUCGUCAUGUGGCUGUUACAAACAUGAAUGAGCACAGCUCCCGCAGUCACAGCAUUUUCCUCAUUAAUAUUAAGCAGGAGAAUGUGGAGACAGAGAAGAAAUUGAGCGGAAAACUCUACCUAGUGGAUCUUGCAGGAAGUGAAAAGGUCAGUAAAACUGGAGCAGAAGGAUCUGUAUUGGACGAGGCUAAAAAUAUUAACAAGUCUCUCUCUGCUCUGGGGAAUGUCAUCUCAGCCCUGGCUGAAGGAACCAAAACCCAUGUGCCAUACAGAGACAGUAAAAUGACCAGGAUCCUGCAGGACUCUUUGGGUGGGAACUGCAGAACAACCAUCGUAAUCUGUGCCUCUCCCUCUGUAUUCAAUGAGGCUGAGACCAAAUCCACACUCAUGUUUGGCCAACGGGCCAAAACCAUCAAAAACACAGUUUCUGUGAACAUGGAGCUCACAGCCGAGGAAUGGAAGAAGAAAUAUGAGAAAGAGAAAGAGAAGACCAGAAGUCUAAAAAUCAUCAUCCAGAGGCUAGAAAAUGAGCUCAAACGAUGGCAGAAAGGUGAGGCUGUACCUGUUAAUGAGCAGCACAGCAGUAAGGAAGUAAAGAAUUCUGAAGCCGCUCCCAUAAUUGACACUUCGGCUCCGCCCCCUGAGCCUCUUUCUGAUUCAGAGAAAACCCAGUAUGAGGAGCUGAUCAAUGACCUGUAUCAGCAACUAGACGACAAGGAUGAUGAGAUCAACCAGCACAGUCAGCUGGCAGAGAACCUGAAGCAGCAGAUGGUGGAUCAGGAUGAGUUAUUGGCAUCCACACGGCGUGACUAUGAGAAGAUCCAGGAAGAUCUAAACCGUUUGCAGCAUGAGAACGAAGCAGCUAAAGAGGAGGUGAAGGAGGUGCUCCAGGCCUUGGAGGAGCUAGCAGUGAACUACGACCAGAAAAGCCAUGAGGUGGAGGAGAGAAGCAAGACAAACCAACAGCUCACAGAAGAGCUUAUGCAGAAGACUGCAGCUCUGGCUGGUGUGGAGAGGGAUCUGUCUGCCCUGCAGGAGCUCAGUCGACAUCACAAGAAGAGAUCAGCAGAGAUCCUCAGUCUCUUGCUCCGGGACCUCAAUGAGAUUGGCAGCGUGAUUGCCUUGAAUGACCACAAGAUGACAGAGAUGACCGGAGGAAUGGAGGAGGAAUUCACCUUGGCACGGCUCUUCAUCAGUAAGAUGAAGUCAGAAGUGAAGUCUCUGGCCAACCGCAGUAAACAGCUUGAGAGCACACAGGCCGACACAAUGCGUAAAAUGCAGGCCAACGAGAAAGAGCUCUCUUCCUGCCAGCUCCUGAUCUCUCAGCAUCAAGCAAAGAUCAAAUCCCUCACCGACUACAUGCAGAACAUGGAACAGAAGAAAAGACAGCUGGAGGAAAGCCACGACUCUCUGAUGGAGGAGCUCGCUAAACUCCAUGCGCAAGAAAAGAUGCAUGAGGUGUCAGUCCUGGAUAAGGAAAAGGAACACAUGAACAGGAUACAGGACGCUGAGGAGAUGAAGAAAGCCCUGGAACAGCAGAUGGAAAGCCACAGAGAAGCUCAUCAGAAGCAGCUCUCACGUCUGCGAGAUGAGAUAGAAGAGAAACAGAGGAUCUUGGAUGAGCUGAAGGAUGUGAACCAGGCUCUUCAACUUGAACAGAAGCAGUUCAUGUCUGACUAUGAAAAGCUGAAACAGGAGGAACAGAAGAAGGACGAGAGGCUGCAGAAGCUUCUCUUGCUGAAUGAGAAGAGGGAGCAAGCUCAAGAAGAUCUCAAGGGUCUGGAAGAGACUGUGGCUAAAGAGCUCCAGACUCUCCACAACCUCCGUGUCCUGUUCAUCCAGGACAUCAAUAAUCGCAUUGGACGAAGUGCAGAGUUGGACACUGAUGAAUCAGGGGGAAGUCUGGCACAAAAACAGAAAAUAAUUUUCCUCGAGAACAACCUGGAGCAGCUCACUAAAGUCCACAAGCAGCUGGUAUGUGAUAAUGCAGACUUAAGAUGUGAGCUGCCCAAACUGGAAAAGCGCUUGCGUGCAACUGCUGAGCGAGUGAAGAUCCUGGAGUCUGCUCUGAGAGAGGCCAAAGAAAGCGCCAUGAGAGACCGUAAGAAGUACCAACAGGAGGUCGACCGCAUCAAAGAGGUCAUCCGAGCCAAGAACCAGGCCAGGAUGAAACACACCGCACAGAUAGCUAAGCCUAUUCGUGCUGGACAUCAUCACUCAGUGGCUUCUGCCUCGCCGGGCCACAGCGUCAGAGGGGGCGUCCCAAGCCCACGACGACACCACCAGCACCAACCGCAGCACCAUCACAGGAGCAAGUGAAAAACACACCACGUAGGGGACAUAAAAAGAGCGGUCUGAUACCAGUCUGCACAUUCUUUCCUUUCCAGCUAUGUGUGGCAACAAGAAGAUGUCUUUUUCCAAUGCAGUCCAUUCUAUUCGGUGAGGGGGAAUAAAGAACUGCAGUCAUCUUAUACUAAGACUUUUCAAGUUCACUUCUUGUCCUUACUAUGACCUCCAUGCAUUCAUCCUGUUUAAGUGGAGAUUUGUGGACUCAUCUAUGAAUAAACAAACCCAGACCCACAAACUAAGACUAAAAGAAAGCUAUUUCAUAGCAACUUUUUUUCUAGGCUUCUUUUUGCCCCGAGUCAUUUUGUAUUUGAAGUCUUCUGUGUUUCUAUCACAUUCUGAUUACAGUAAUUCAGCUCGUCUGUCAUUACACAUGCCAGGUUAGUUUCCAUAGUAGGAUGGCUGGAAGGAUAAAAAGUUGUCACUAGAAGUUUUUACACCCUUAGGAGUAACAUUAAGAGCUUUCCGUGGUUCUUUUAAUUGGCACUAAUUCCUUCAGUCUUAAUGGCCACUGAGAACAUGCAGUGACAUGACUUAGGAAUGUAGCUUAGGAACACACACAUUGCUUCAAGCUUAAUCCAUCCCAGUUUAUAACAACUGAUAAUGCUGUUGCUGGAUGUUAAUUUUUAUAUGCAUUUAUUUAUUUAUUUUUAUGUUAGGUAUUGGAAUUGAGUUUAUUUUAUUUGCAUAUUGUCUUUUGUAUAUUAUUUUUGAGUUCCUCACAGUAGAUCCAGGUUGUCAUGUGUAGACGUUGUUAUGCAGAUAUAAGUGCUUUGAAAAUUUUAGUCACUGUUAUUUAUACAGUAAGGUGCUCUGGAGCAAACAACAACUGUAAAAUAUCAGUAUUGAUACCACAUUAGUGGGAAAAUCAGGAAUCAUUUCUAUGUCCUAUAUUCCUGUUAUUAAACUGACCUGUUUUGAAGGGCAUGAGAUGCAAUCAUUUAAAGAAAGCCAAAGUCAGAUAGAUGACAGCUUCACAUAUAAAAAGAUCAGAUAAGUUAAAGAACGCAGAUGUGGAGAGAUUUUACAGCUGAUUGUUCUUAUUUUUGCUUAUUUUCAUAUAAUUAUUUAUUAUUCUUGAUAUCAUUAUAAUAUGACAGCUUCACAUAUGAAAAGAUCAGACAAGUUAAAGAACGCAAAUGUGGAGAGCUUUUACAGCUGAUUGUUCUUACAAACUCCAAGGAAGAGAUAUCAUAGAUUUUUUAAAGAAUCAAAAAUGUUUCAUCAGGUAAAAUAUGAUACCAUGUCAUAGCUAUUUACAAUCUUGUGCUAAUACAAAAAUGUUGCCUACUAACUUGUCUGGUGUUAAUUGUCUUCGGUCUAUACUUCUACGUCUAUACUUAGCAUUGUUUUUUGUUAUCAGCUGUAAUGAAGUGACAUCAGUACAUGAAAAUGUUAAUAUGGUGAAAACAAAUUCUUAAUCAGUUUAAUGUAAAGACUGAUCAGCUCCAUGAUAAGUAAUGUGAACACUUGCUUGCACUCUCUUGUUGGAUGUUGUGAUUUGAGGAAGAAAAACACAAAUAUAUUCCCAGAAAUUCAAGUUAGUUUCUAUUUGAGAACCUACCCUAUCAAAAGAACUUCCUCCAUCACUGAAAUAAUUAGUUUUUCCUAUUUAAAAGAUCAUCUAAUGUAAAGCAUACAAACCACAUAACCUAACAAGGUCUAGUGUUCUUGUAUCUGUCCUUGUACUGUUUUGUCCAUGUAGGCUACAGCUCUAUUGUGGUGAUCACUGUACUGCACACAGAGACCUCUUCAGAUCGAGUUUGUCUUCAGGUUCUUGUUAAUCAGUGUUUCUAAAUUUUCUGAAAUGUGCUAUAACUUUACCUCAGCAGCUUAUGGAGCAUUUGAUAAUGAGAUAUUAAAGAGCAUGAAAUGAAGUGCCACAGCAAAGAUAUGAAAAGGUUUGUAAUGUUUGUUUGUUUCGAGAUCAUGCUUAAAGCACACGUGAUAUGGAUAACAGGGAUUUGCCUACAGAGUGUGACACUCAUUUAUCAGAUGUUGAAGUGGAAUAAAUAAAAGUUUACUAAA